Molecule: messenger RNA, 1833 nt
Organism: Trypanosoma rangeli
Lineage: Eukaryota; Euglenozoa; Kinetoplastea; Trypanosomatida; Trypanosomatidae
Product: oligoribonuclease
Exons: 1
Coding region: 1-1833 (610 amino acids)
Biological process (GO): regulation of monoatomic ion transmembrane transport; potassium ion import across plasma membrane
Cellular component (GO): plasma membrane
Molecular function (GO): inward rectifier potassium channel activity
Source: RefSeq, a predicted model, not a curated record
AUGCAGACGUGGAAAUAUAAAAGGGUGCGUGGCCACUCGCUAAAGCCGGGAGGGCGGAGUUUGCGGUUGGACCCUGAACUUCGUGUGUCGUCAGUGUUUGGAAACUUCCCUGAGCAAAAGCGGAACGUGGUACGCGUGUUUGAUAAGGACGGGGGCCUGAGGACGCGUGAGGUCGGAGUGAAGCGGUUUCAGUUUGCGCGGCUUUCCAUCUUUUACAUGCUGCGCUCCCUGACCUGGCCAAUCUUGUGCACAUAUCUGUUUGUGCUCUACCUCGCGGUCCUGUUUGUGUUUGCGAUGCUGUACUUUAUCUGGGGCAGCGUGUGUGGGGCGUGGCAAGGCACCACCUGGGCAACGGCGCUCUACUUCACCGUCGUGAGUCUCGCAGCAAAUGGCGGCUACUUUGGUGAGCCGGCCGACACGAUGCUGUGCCCCACCCACCCCUGCUUCUCUGGUCGCACCUUUAUUGUGAUGCUGCUGUCGUACACCAAUAUCAUAUUUGUCGGGCUGGUGGCGGCUCUCGUGGUGGGAAAGGCGGAGUACGGCGGGAAGCUCAGCCAGCGCAUCGUGUUCAGCGACUUCUGCUCCCUGACACCGCUGCCGGGGCGCCGGGAUCGCAGCUGGUGCCUCACCUUCCGCAUGGCGAACAGCGACGGACAGAAGCCGCUGGCACACGGCAGGCUGCGGGUGUUUAUCAUCACUGCAGAGCCGCUCAAGGACCACCGUAUGCUCUGCAAGGCGGAUACGACAACGCAGCACGCUGGAACGGCACCUGGAAAACUGCCGCGCGGCAAAGGCGAGGACGACGGUGGACGCCAACGGUCCCACAGGGCGCCGACGCCAGUCGCGGAACCCGCUCGUGAAACGGGCGAGGCAGAGAGGGAGGCAAGUGCAGGUUUUCACUCAUGCCUGGGCACGCCGCGGGAUGAAGUCGCACAGGAAGAAGCGCCGGGGGAGGCCCGCCAGACGCCUGUGCGUGGCGAGCGGCAGCGCCGUCGCCGUCAGAAGAGGCAGCAAUCCCCAAAGGUGUGUGAAGCCUCGACGGAAGGAGGCGGGGAAGGCGAGGAGGAUGCGGCAGGGGCAAAGAGUAUCGCUCUCCUGUCGAUAACUGAGGUCGGCGGCAGCAACAGCAGCGCGGCCGCUGUUGAUGUCGUUGGUGGCCAGAGGCACAAGGACUACGAUCCGUUGCUUUCCGCCACAACGGGGGGAGAUCCUGUACAGCAGCGAUAUUCUGCCACUCAGCAACACUCCAUCGUUGAUGCUGGUGGCUCUUCCGGCUACUCCGAGGUGCGCAUUCCGGUAGCGGUGGCAGGCGGUGCUGGUGGCAACGAUGACAGCGACAGCAAUGAGGAUUAUGAUGGCUUUGAGCGGGUUAGCAUUUGCGUGGAGGAGCUGCGCUGGGAAUGCCCCAAUGAGCGGUACGUGGAGGCGCGCCAAGGCCAACUUGCACUGUGGGUUCCGGUGAGUAUCACGCAUGUUAUUGACCGCCAUAGUCCCCUUUACCGCUACAUGGGACACGCGGGGGCGGACGACGCGGAGCCAGCGACGAUGAUGCAACCCGGCGCAGCAGGGUGGGCGACGAACUCUCUCUGCUCAUUCCAGAUAGUCGCCACCUUUGAUGCGACGGAGAUGGAAAGCGGGGCCAACAUCAUGGCAAAGCGCACCUACACGGCGCACGACAUCGUCGCACACUAUCAGUUUUCGAAUAAAAUGGUGCUUGUUCGGCCCGGCAGCCGGGAGGUGCUGGUAGACUACCACUACUUUAACGAGAUGCUCCCUGUGCCCACGGGGGAGUAUGUCGCCACUGACAAGGAUGUACCGCAUAAGAGUGCAUGA